AUGUCUUUUGUGCCGCGCUUUUCUAAAUAUAAGAAAAAUGAUAUUGAAAAUAAUACCGAGAAAUAUAAAAAAAAGGCAAGCAACAUAAAUUCCAUGUCUAAAGUUAAAGUGACACAAGAAGGCGAUAAACGGGGAGAAGAUUAUGAAGAAGAGGAUUACGAUGUUAUUAAUACUGCCAAUCAAAUUACCAUGACAAGUGUUUUAGAUAACCACAAUUCUUUUCUAAGACCUAGUGUGAAUAUUGCUAGGAACCCAACCGUAAAUUACGAUGAUAUCAACCCUGUUGAUGUUAAUAGUACCAUAUCAGAAGAUCUUGAGAGCAGUAUUGUUAGUGCAAGGAACGAUAAUGAUAUAGAAUUGGAGGAAUAUUCCCAAAAUUAUGUAGAAAAUAAUAGUAAUGAUAAUGUCACUCCUGCUGUGGGUGAUAUUGUAUUUCCCACCUCAGUAGCAUUAGAUAACAAAACGGCAAAUAGAAACCAUGUGCUGCCGGACUCAAUUAUAAAAUGGUAUAAAAUAAUUAUUUACAAGUUGAUUGAUUUAAGAAAUAUAAUUUUAAAUGAAAAAAAACUGCCACCCUCUAAAAAUGGUCGGAUAAUACCUGUUGCGCUAGAUAAGGACUCAAAGGUCUUUUCAGACUCAUUGCAUACAGAUGGAUAUUUAUUGAUUGACGAAAGAAGGCAGCCCCAUAAGAAGCCAUAUAUUGAUAACGUUAUCACAUCUUCGCGAUAUACGAUAUAUUCCUUCCUUCCACUCCAGCUUUAUGCACAGUUUUCCAAAUUGGCUAACAUUUAUUUCUUUAUAAUUGCCAUCUUACAAAUGAUCCCCGGAUGGUCAACUACUGGUACAUUUACUACCAUUAUCCCGAUUUGUAUAUUUAUGGGGAUUAGCAUGGCCAGAGAGGUGUGGGAUGAUUUUAGAAGACAUAAGUUAGACAAACAGGAAAACAAUAAACUAACAAAGAUAUUAUAUAAGGGGAACCAAUUUCAAGAAAGAGGCUUGAUAAGCCAUAAAAAUAACAUAUUAAGCAAAAAGGCACGCAAAUUGUUUAGACAUAUGGAUCGUAACGAACAUGCUUUGCUGAAGCUGAAUUUAAAAAACAGUACUCAAUCAAUGCCUAGCAUGGAUAUUCAAAAAAAAGAAGCGCAGGAACAGAAACAACAUGAAAAGAAUUUGCUGUCGCACACAAACAGUAAUAGUUUGAGUAACACAGCCGACGAAUUUACAAAUUUGAAUCUCCUGAGAUCCAGGCACGAUAUACAUUUACACAAGACAGAAUGGAAAAAUUUGAGAGUUGGGGAUUUUAUCUACCUAAAUCAAGAUGAUUGGGUUCCUGCAGAUAUUUUAUUAAUAGCAUCAGAUGGAGAGCACAGUGAAGUUUUUGUUGAAACCAUGGCUUUAGAUGGAGAAACCAACUUGAAAACAAAAUUUCCUCAUCUGGAGUUAGCCAAAAGCAUGCAAACUGCUACUGGCUUAGUUAAUACUGCGGCUAAAGUUACCGUGGAAGAUCCUAAUAAUGAUUUGUACAAUUUUGAAGGUAAUAUUGAAUUGCUAGACAAUGUAACAGGCACUUGGAACAAGUAUCCUAUUAAUACCGAUAAUGUGGUUUAUCGUGGAAGUGUCUUGAGAAACACUAAUAAUGUUAUUGGGAUGGUUAUUUAUACGGGGGAGGAAACCAAAAUUAGGAUGAACGCUAUUAAGAAUCCCCGGAUAAAGGCGCCUAAAUUGCAAACUGCAAUCAAUUAUAUUGUUAUUUUUAUGGUUUUAGUUGUGGCUUCGAUGUCUUUGUUUUCAUUUUUGGGUGAAAAAGUCAAUAAGAAGAAGUAUAUAAUUAACAACAAGUAUCAAUAUUUGUUGAAAGACGAUGCUGGUUCAGCCCCUACAGUUAUGGGGUUUAUUAUAAUGUACAAUACUUUGAUUCCCCUUUCUUUGUAUGUCACCAUGGAAAUUAUUAAAAUCAUGCAAAGUAAAUUAAUGGAAUGGGAUAUCGAUAUGUAUUAUGAACCUUCCGAUGUUUCGUGUGAAUCGCGCACGGCAACAAUUUUAGAGGAAUUGGGCCAGGUUUCAUAUGUUUUCAGUGAUAAAACAGGCACUUUGACUGAUAACUUGAUGAUAUUUAGGAAGUUUACCGUUUGCGGAACUUCGUGGGUCCAUGAUUUAGAAUCAAGAUACAUAGCGGAUGUCACAGAAGACGAGGAUUAUAAACUUAAUAAGGAGGACAGCCACAUAGAUAACUCUGCUAGUAGCAACAAUGUUAGCAGUGAGCAUCUUGAGAGAACUACGAUACGAAAAAGUAUUGGAAGAGCUUCAAUUGAAUAUAAAAGUAAUAGCUCUAUUAAGUACACUGGUAGACCCAGUAUUGCUUCUUUAAUUUGUAAGUCAAGAAACAAAACCCUGCAAAAUCAAGAAGCUAAUAAAGCAGAACAUGAUACAGAUGAUAUAAUUGAUGUUGGAAAUGUUAAUAAAGUUCCCGGUGCUAAAAAAUUAAAUACUGGCAAUUUACAAGAGAGUACUCUAGAAAUUACAGAUAGCCAUGAAGACAGUCAAAUAUCACCGGCACUUGAAUCUGCUAAAACUAAUAUCCAAGAUGCAAAUAAAAACUUGUUAACCAGAAAUCGUGAUCAUACUUCAGAGCUGAAAUCAUCUGUUGAAUUAAUCAUGUACAUUCAAAAAAAUCCGCAUACAUAUUUUGCUCAAAGAGCCAAAUUUUUUAUUUUAUCAUUAGCUUUGUGCCAUACUUGUGUACCUAAAAAAAUCAGAGGUUCAGAACCACUUGAAAAGAAAAUGUCUGCUGAAAAUGCUAAUAAAUUAGCUUCUAGUAGUGAUGAUGACAAUGAAUCUAUUGAAUACCAAGCAGCUUCUCCUGAUGAACUAGCGUUAAUUGGUGCUGCCAGGGAUAUGGGAUAUGUCGUCAUUAACAAAAAUGGAAACAUCUUAUCUAUAAGAACGUAUCCUGAGGGGUUUGACUCUCCAUCGGUUGUAGAAGAUUAUGAAGUUUUAAAUGUAAUAGAAUUUAAUUCAGUAAGAAAAAGAAUGACAGUUAUAGUACGAUUGAAAAAAGAACCUACUAGAGUUUUGCUAAUUUGUAAGGGGGCAGAUAACGUUAUUUUAGAGAGAUUAUAUAAUAACGCUUUAGCGCUGGAAAAAACUCAAGAAAUUAAUAGAGCUGCUGAAGAACGCAGAAAAGAUGAGGCUGAAGUAUUUUUAGAACAAAGAAGGUCAUUGGAACAACGUUUAGGCACACGUUCUUCGAAGUCAAUUGAUUUUAUUGCUUCUAGACCAAGUUUAUCUUUACAGGCUGUUAGAGAAAGUUUAUCGAGGCACAAUUAUGGUCGCUCCUCAAAUAUGCAUCAUAGAAGGAGUAAAAGUAAUAAUAGGCCAAUUUCUUCAACAUUUAACGAGGCCAGUAUGUCAUCUGCUGUUUUCAAGAAAAACUGCGAUGAGGAUGAACAUUUCAACUUCGAAGACGAUGCAGCUGACCACAUUACUUCGAUUAAUGAUUUUUUGUAUAAUGUUGACAGGACCAAAAAAGAAGUUGAGGCAGUUGGUGUGAAAUCGCGCGAUUCUUUAAACAAGCAAAUCACUGAGAAAUAUCAACAAAGACAUUCAUUAUCAACAACUUCUCGUAACCAACCUAGCGGAAGUAGUAAUGGCACCAUUGCCCAUUCCAAUGGUUCAUCAAGUGCCCAAUAUUCUUCGCCAUCCUUAAAGAAAACACCGAUAGAAACCUUAACAGCCUUUACCAACAAAGAAACAGGCUAUAAUGAAGCGUUUAUUAAUGCUGGAGACGAUGUUGGUACCAUUGAGGACUACAUUGGGGACGAAGCAUUAUUAAGAGACGAGGAGUAUGUCAUUGAAAAAACGUUACAGGCCAUCGAUGAAUUUUCGACCCAAGGCUUAAGAACCCUAUUAUAUAGCUAUAAGUGGAUUAAGGAGGAAGAGUAUCAAUUAUGGGCAAAACGUUACCAUGAGGCCAAAAUUUCUUUAGUUGACCGUGCUAAAAAGAUGGAUACGGUGGGUGAAGAAAUUGAAAGUAAUUUAAUUUUGUUAGGUGCUACUGCCAUUGAAGAUAAAUUACAGGACGGCGUCCCUGAGGCCAUUGAGAAGCUUAGAAGAGCGGGUAUUAAAAUGUGGAUGUUAACUGGUGAUAAAAGGGAAACAGCCAUCAACAUUGGUUAUUCGUGUAACUUGAUACAUGACUAUUCAACUGUUGUUAUUUUGAGCCAUGAUGAUGAAAAUUUAUUGGCCAAGAUAUCGGCUGUUUCUCAAGAAAUAGAAACGGGGAAUGUUGCACAUUGUGCUGUAGUUAUUGAUGGUUCGACUUUGGGUAUAUUUGAAACAAACUCUACAAUGAUGGGUGUUUUCAUUGAUUUAUGUACCAAAACAGAUGUGGUAAUUUGUUGUAGAGCAUCGCCCUCUCAAAAGGCACUUAUGGUUAGCAGCAUUAGGAACACGAAUAAGAAAUUAGUUACACUGGCGAUUGGUGAUGGUGCCAAUGAUAUUGCUAUGAUACAGUCUGCAGAUAUCGGUGUUGGUAUUGCAGGUAAGGAAGGUUUACAAGCGUCCAGGUCUUCUGAUUACUCCAUAGGACAGUUUAGAUUUCUAUUAAAAUUGUUAUUCGUUCACGGGAGAUAUAAUUAUUCUAGAACUUCAAAAUUUGUGCUUUGUACAUUUUUCAAGGAAACAUUGUUUUACAUGACUCAAAUGAUUUUUCAAAGGUACACUAUGUUUUCUGGUACAUCGCUUUAUGAAUCGUGGUCAUUAUCUAUGUUCAAUACCUUAUUUACCUCUUUGCCAGUCUUGUGUAUUGGUAUGUUUGAAAAGGAUUUGAAACCGCAAACAUUGCUUGCUGUUCCGGAACUUUAUACAUUUGGCCGCUUAUCUCAAGGGUUUAAUUUGUUUAUUUUUGUUCAAUGGAUGUUGCUAGCCGCUGGUUCGUCUGUACUGAUAACUUUUAUGAAUAUCUAUUUAUGGGGGUUUACCUCGCAAUCUGACUCUACGUUAUACCCACUUGGUUUCAUGAAUUUCACGGUUGUCGUUUUCAUAGUUAAUUUCAAAUGUCAAUUCUUAGAGAUGAGGAAUAGAUCAUCUAUAGCGUUUGCGUCCGUUAUUAUUAGUUGUGGGGGUUGGUUGAUUUGGUGUUGCUUUUUGCCAGUAGUCUACAGUGACGAUUUCAUGUAUGAUGUUUUGGGUGGAUUUUAUCAACGUUUUGGGAGAGACAUUUCAUUUUGGGCAUCUAUUUUGUUGAUUUGCGUUUGCCCUUUAUUACUAAGCAUGUUGGGUAAGGUUUUUCAAACGAUUUUUUUCCCCAGUGAUUCUGAUAUUUUUGCACAAUUGGAGCAAGAAGAUGAAGUAAGGAAAAAAAUAGAAAUGAAUGCUUUUAGUGAAAUGAAACAGGGAUGGACUUGGGAUAAAGAUGAAAGCACCGUUAGUAAAUAUACCGGGAAAUUUGUAAAUAGAGUUAUUAAAGCCAACGGUGACACUACAAGAAAAGAUGAUUCCAGUCCCGGUUUGGUAUAUGGAGAUAAUACGAAUGCUGCUGUAAAUAAUAACAGCAGUAGUAAUUGUGAGUUAAAGGGUUCGUCCUCUACAUUAAAUUCCAGUUUGUUUGAUGAAAAUAAAUAUGAAAUGUUACCUAGUGGCAAGUUGAUUAAAAGAAAGAAAGCCAAAGUUUUAGACACCACGAAAAAGAAUUCAAUUAUUAAAGAAACUCAAAAAUUAAAAAAAGUCAUUAAAAAGAAGCUGAGAUUUAAGUUAAAGGAUAAUGAAGAUGUCGAUGCAAUUAUUCAAAAGAGAUUGGAUGAUUUAGAGUGA
This is a messenger RNA of Saccharomycodes ludwigii, 5811 nucleotides long. It is a transcript of the gene DNF3, whose product is annotated as aminophospholipid-translocating P4-type ATPase DNF3. The transcript has a single exon. The record is from RefSeq and is a predicted model, not a curated record. Gene Ontology annotation, molecular function: ATP binding; magnesium ion binding; ATP hydrolysis activity. Gene Ontology annotation, cellular component: plasma membrane. Gene Ontology annotation, biological process: intracellular protein transport; phospholipid translocation; post-Golgi vesicle-mediated transport. The coding region runs from base 1 to 5811 and encodes 1936 amino acids. NCBI's taxonomy places the organism in Eukaryota, Fungi, Ascomycota, Saccharomycetes, Saccharomycodales, Saccharomycodaceae.